AUGAAACUUUUGACUACAGUCGGAGUAGCUGCUAGUCUAGCUGGAGCUUUCGCUGAAGGGACGUGCGAUGGACCGAAUGCGCGUACUGAGCCUCCAGUGGGGGCUAUCGUUGUUGACGUCACAGGCUCGUACGAGAAUAGUGUCAAGACCUUGUCGGAGGGUGUAGCACUGUUGAAACCUCACACCGAAUCGGUGCAAACCAUUUUCGUGCGUCCAGGUGUAUACAAUGAGCAGGUUCUGGUCUCGCCACUGUCAGGGCCAUUGGUGCUGCAAGGCUACACGUGUAACGCCAUGUCUUACGCGUGCAACGAGGUGACGAUCACCCAGGCCAAGGCACAGAAGGACAUUCCCAAGGAAGUGAAAGGUGAAGCUAGAAACGACUUGACAAGCACGAUUCGGUUCAGGUCGAACAGGGUGAAGGUGUACAACCUCAACGUUGCCAAUACGGCCGGCAACGUCGGCCAGGCACUGGCUGUGAACGUCAAUGCAACUGAAUAUGGCUUCUACGCUUGCAACCUCACGGGUUACCAGGAUACGGUGCUGGCCGACAAGGGUCGCGAGCUUUACGCCCACACGUACAUUAAUGGAGCCAUCGACUUUGUCUUUGGUCGCUACGCACAGGCGUGGUUUGAAUUGUGCGACAUCGAGACCAUUGGCAAAGGUUACAUUGCUGCCAAUGGCCGCGAUUCCGAGGCCAACCCGUCUUCGUUCGUCUUUAAUCGUGCCCGCGUGUUCGGAAACAGCGGCGUCAACUCGAGUACUCUGGGUCGCCCGUGGUACCCGUACGCCCGUACCAUUUGGCAGAACAGCGAACUCAGCGAUGUGAUUGCGCCCAAGGGCUGGGCGGCUUGGAACGAUACUGCCAGCACGACGAACGUUGUGUUCAAGGAGUUCAAUAACUCGGGUCCCGGGGCUGCCACGGACAAGCGAGUGGCGUUCAGCGGACAGCUGGAUGCGCCGAUUGCGAUCACGGAGAUUCUCGGUGAAGACUACGCGACACAGUGGUGGGUUGACACCGCUUACUUGUACUAG
Molecule: messenger RNA, 1032 nt
Organism: Peronospora matthiolae
Lineage: Eukaryota; Oomycota; Peronosporomycetes; Peronosporales; Peronosporaceae
Source: the annotation of a GenBank genome assembly